GUUGAUGAAGCCCAGGAGGGUGACCACAUGGGACGAUAUUUACGCCAGAGUGGAUUCACAGCAGCAGCCGCAGCCAACUCCAUAGGCGCUUAUCACCGGGGGCACGACAAACGAUUGCACAAACGAACCCCACUGAUCACAGGGCAGCAACAUAGUGACGAUUACAGCAAUCAAAAAGACUGCGCAAGCACGCAGUCAGAGAGCCUCAAAAUGUGUAUUCUAUACCCGGGCCGAGAAGCCUCACCCACUUAUGGAGACCUAUACCCAGACCAAUGUAUGGGUGUCCACUUGGGAUACCCAUCUCAGACCAGACAAUGGGGAACUGGCGGUGCCUCUCAGUCAUUCAUCCCUGCCUGAGGCAUCUCACAUCCUGCAGGCAGAAGUCCUCUGGAACAUAGAGCAUCAGCGCGCCAAUGCUCUGGCUCAGGCACUGGAGGUUUGGGCACAACAAUCUUGCUGCAGUGCCGUAUAACCGCUGUCAUGCGGAAUGACAAACAUGUCUAGACUGAUCUGUCAGAACUUUUUUUUUGAACCUUUUCUCAAGUAAACCUGAUCACUGUUUAAUGUCCACGGUAUUCAGCCUUAGCUUCAUCAAAGAUAUACUGUCCUAGGCUGUCUGCUGUUGUGACGGGAAUUGAGAUUGCAUGUGCUUUGAGCGGCUACCGAUCAGGCUUGUUCGACUGGGCAGUAAAAGAGACUAACUGAAGCCUGCCAAUGGCAAUUUUUGUAUGAAGUGCUGCAUAUGAGCAUUACAGAUCCUGGUUUAGGGUUUAGGUGGGUAUCUUGUCGUAGUGAAAGUGGCACGUGCCAAGAGCAGUGUUGUUCUGCAAGGCCUUUAUCAUGCCAGGAGACUAUACAUCUCUUUGAAAUACAGUGGCUGUACAAUGUCAUCACUUGAUAGGAAGGUCCAAAAUGCUGUUGACUGGACAUCACUUGUGAAGCGACGUGUCGACU
Messenger RNA from Coccomyxa subellipsoidea C-169, 954 nucleotides. RefSeq lists its product as hypothetical. The coding region runs from base 28 to 357 and encodes 109 amino acids. The record is from RefSeq and is a predicted model, not a curated record. NCBI's taxonomy places the organism in Eukaryota, Viridiplantae, Chlorophyta, Trebouxiophyceae, Coccomyxaceae. The transcript has a single exon.